AUGGGAGAUUUCAACGCCCCACACACAGCAUGGGCGUAUCCAAAUACCACUAAGAAGGGAGCCCGCGUACACAAUACUGCCCAACAACACAGGCUGACCCUCUGGAACGACCCGCUACAGGCCACGAGAGUCGGAAACAGUGUCUCCAGGGACACAAACCCGGACCUAACCUUCACAUCGAACGUCCUCUGGGCCGAGUGGAGCCGACUCUCGGAGACGCUCGGAAGCGACCACCACAUUCUCCAACUUGACAUCGCCCACAACCGGAAGCAAACCAAGACUGGAGUUGCCCGACUAACAGACUGGAAGUCUUUCAGAGACAACCUCAGCGGCAACACAACAAUCGACGACAUUGACCAUUGGCUCAAGGGCCUUCUCAUCACCGCAGAACACCACACUAAGAACAUCCAACUAAGCACCAACAGCCCCGCAGCCCAAGAUUACGCGGAGCAGCUUAUUAGGCAAAAUUGGCACACCUUUUGUGACAGCCUACAAGGAACACUCAGCACCAAGAAAACCUGGCACCUCCUCCGCGCUCUCUUAGCUACCGACCGCACCAAAAUGCAACAACGGCAAGAUCUGCGCAGACUAAUCCACAACCACGCUGGAUCGGAGCAUGAUAUCCUUCGUGAACUUCAGCAGAAACUUAGCUGCGACAAGCCCAUUUCGUCGGUGAGCGGCAAGGCGUACGACGGCGCACCAAACCCAGACCUUGAUCGACCAUUCACGCAGGCAGAGCUCCACGCAGCCUUAGCCAAACUCACUAGAAACACUAGUCCCGGCAAGGACAGAAUCACUAAUAAGCUCCUACGCAACCUUCCGCAGUCGGCCGCAACAGCACUACUCCAGUACUACAACGACUGCUGGGAAAAGGAGGACCUACCAGCAGCCUGGAAGCAUUCGGAGGAUGUACUCCUGCUCCUCAAGGAAGACCUGCUCGACUACCUUGAUCGCAGACGCAAAUCAUCAAUACUGGCAGUCGACGUAAAGGGCGCAUUUGACAACCUGAAAAGUCGGAGCUUCUCGUGCUCAGAGCACGGACGCGAGGACGACCGCCCAACUAUAUCGAACCCGAUCCUAGCGUCUUCCUCAACGGAACCCAAAUCCCUACAGUCGACUCCCUUCGCGUACUCGGUCUUCACAUCCACAAAGACGGAUCAGGAGCGGCCACUCUUCCGCGUCUCCAACGUACACUGUCACAAGUUACGCACCUUGUCAAGAGGAUAA
Messenger RNA from Dermacentor silvarum, 1227 nucleotides. RefSeq lists its product as uncharacterized. The coding region runs from base 1 to 1227 and encodes 408 amino acids. The record is from RefSeq and is a predicted model, not a curated record. NCBI's taxonomy places the organism in Eukaryota, Metazoa, Arthropoda, Arachnida, Ixodida, Ixodidae. Gene Ontology annotation, molecular function: catalytic activity. The transcript is spliced from 4 exons.